Lynx canadensis (Canada lynx) is the source of this 498-nucleotide messenger RNA. Its product is annotated as IQ domain-containing protein F5-like. The record is from RefSeq and is a predicted model, not a curated record. Lineage: Eukaryota; Metazoa; Chordata; Mammalia; Carnivora; Felidae. Gene Ontology annotation, molecular function: calmodulin binding.
AUGAAGAAAAAAGAGAAAAAGAAAAAAAUACAGCCUUCACCCACACCGCCACCCCCUCCACCAAAGAAAAAGAAGCUCCCUGACCAAGAACAGAAAGCCAUAAAUCAGGCCUGGUGGCGGGGCACCCUGGUGCGCAGGACAUUGCUGCAUGCGACACUCAGAGCAUGGAUCAUUCAGCAGUGGUGGAAGAUGACACUGGCAAAGCUGCUGGAAAAGAGGAAACGAGCAGCCCUAGAGUCCUACGCUCAGCAAGAACGGGCAGUGGUCAAGCUACAGUCCUUGGUCCGCAUGUGGCACAUACGCCAGCGAUACUGCCGUUUGCUCCAUGCUGCCCGCAUUAUUCAGCUGUAUUGGCGCUGGCAUAAUUGCCAUAGCCGUGGCUUUUUCCAGGGCAGCUAUGACCUCACAGCAUCCCAUCUGGGACUAGAACUCGAGAUUUUUCUGGGGUCACAGAUUUGUUGGAUUACAGACUGCAUCCCCUUCCCAAUAAAGAGCUAA